UUCAAAUACUGUACUGUCUGUGCAUGUGGUGCAUGCAGCUACAACUCAGCAGGGAGAUCUGGCCCAGUCCUGCGACAUCCACGUCAAUCGUCAUGUUCCUCUUGUCAGUUGAAAUAAUUGAGGGUGGAUAAAAGGAUAAAGGCUCCCACUCGACCUCACUUCUCAGCUCGAUCAGUAGGAGCUACAUGUAGCUGCAUCGUUUCGUAGCACAUCACCAGUGUCUUUACCAGGAAACAGCUACUUGGGAAAAGGUUCUUCUACAAACGAAGAAGAGAACUAUCCUCUGACGAUAAUCAACCAAACUGGAAAGAAGUUGAACAAAACACAAGCGUACUGCCCAAAGUUUAGCCCUUGUUGUUUUGAAGCGACGAUCUUCACUAUAGCAUUCACAAUGCCAAUGGAUUCUUCUAAAUCUCCCGGCCGCUCAUCGCGAAAGCGCAAGCACUCUGCGUCGGAAUCGCAAGGGUCGAGAGAAUGUGUGAUCUGUUUGGAGCAGCCCAAAGAGCGAGGAAAGAUCUCCUGCUGCGAUCACCUCUUCUGCUUUGACUGCAUCACGAAAUGGGCGAAGGUCACCAACUGCUGUCCGCUCUGCAAGGCGCAGUUCAACAAAGUCGAAAAGACCACUCUGGGCGGCGAACGCGUGAAGGGAUCGCGCUCACGCACUGUUAAGAACAAGCAGCAGGAUGUCUGGUACGACUCGGACGCUGAUUCUGACGACUCGGACACGGAUAUUGGCAGCGAACUGGGAGGCCUGUACAGGUCUGUGUUUGGUUUUGCGACCAACUUGCUCAACAAUCUAGUGUCACAGCAACGGCCACGAUCUCGUCCCAGUUCCCAUCGGGAGACUUAUGACUUCAACGACUCCUUCAUUAACGACAGCGACUCUUCAGAAGAGUGGGAGCAGUUUGAUCACGCACCUAGUCAAGACGUGGAUUCAGACAUCGAAAUCACAUUCGACAGCGACGUGCCGCAGGUCGUGUCCACGACGACGACGACGCGAACGAGGACGAUGACCGUGCGCGACGGACGGUACUCGUUGCGGCCAGCAAACACCGGCCGCAACAUCGUGGCCCCGUCCAACACCCCGGCGGUGCCUUUGCCCGGUGACAUGGAAGAGAUUUCCUCUCAAUUGAGGCGCAAUGCCCGACGCAUUGCUAAUGUUCGCGCUGCCAGGUCAUCCAGGUUGGCCAGGUCGUUAGGCACCGCCGUGCCCGACGACCUGGAUGACGUUGACCUACAGACGGCCAUCAUGGAGUCGAUGCGCGGAGCCGACGGUGCCCGCCCCACCAGCAGCAUGGGCGCGGCAGGCCAUUCCACCACCACGUUUUCCAGGCGAGGAGAGCAGACAGUGACGGCGGCGGAUGUGGCAUACCAACGACCCCGACGCGCACCGCGGUCCGUCGCCGCCCGGUCGGCCAUGGGCGGCGUCGCUUCGUCGCCCGCCGUGUCCUUAAGUCGGGGCGGCGUCGCGAGCAGCUCACUCGCGCCCUCGUCCUGCGCCCGUACCGAAGCCUGCGGCGGCAGCAGGACUAGACUAGGCGUAGGAGGUUUGCGUGGUGCGUCCCCAGCAGCAGCAGCAUCGUCUACGACGGCGGCGUCGCACAGCGGUGCUCUCCGCAACGCCGAACAGCUCAAUCGUCCCCGCCGCGCUGCCCUCGCCUCUCUCGGCGUCAGUUCUCGUGCCGCGGACACGAGGGCUGCUCCGGCAAGACAGCUGUAUAGCUGGCAAUCUCCGUUGGUCACAGGACCCUUCGAGCGUCGAUCCAUGGACAGCGAUGUGUUUCAACAGCUGUAUGUCUUUGAGGCUGAAACUACGGGCGCCACUGUGGACGUCAGUGAAGUCGACAGCAGCAGCAUCAGUGACAGCAGCAGCAGCAGCAGCAUCAGUGACAGCAGCAGCAGCAGUGAUAGCUGCGAGGUCAAUGAUACCGACAGCGACGCCGACGCCCACAUGGACGACGUUGCGAUCGUGGCGGAGCCCCAGGUGCCGCAUAACCAUCUUACCACACGCCAGCAGGUGGCCACUGCCACUGCUGCAGCAAAAGCGGCUGCAGUAGCUGCAAAUGCAAGGGCAGCGACAGCUCGCUGCUACAUGUCAUCUGCUGGCGCGACUGGCCGCCGCAAUCAUCGACAGCGCCCGACAGCUACAGAGCCAGCGGCAUCAUCUCGUCAAGUCAGCUCCGGCUGGCUGACGCGACCGAGCAACGGCGCUACAAUGCACUUGUUGCGGCAUCACCGCCGUCCGAGGCCGGCGUUCGACGAGCCGUCGACCUCGCACGUCCAUCAGGCUUCCACCGAGGUCUGCGUGUCGACGUCGCCGAUGCCAUUGCCGUCUUCUCCGUUUUCUUCUUGUUACGACGACUCCGGGUCGGAGCAGAAUAUGCCGCGGCGGUCUCGGCCACUCACACCUCUCCGCUCAUCGCACCGAGGACCUUAUCCGACUACCUGGCGGAAGGAGCAGUGUCAUGUCGACCCUGCCUUCUUCUCUUCACCGUCGUCCAGCACCGGCUCGGUGCAAUGCGUCACGCCCAGUCCCACCAUCGGGCGUGCUGUCGUCAGUAGCGGCCUGCGACGUGAUCGCUCCAUGCUAGAGGAGGCGGACGACGAGGAGGUGGACUUGCACGUGGUGCCCGACUCCGUCGAGGAAGCAACACCCGCUAGCGAUGGGCAAGUUGUCCUUGUGGCAACGCCCACUAAUGAUGGGGAAGUUGUCGUCGUGACAACGCCAGAGCUACUGCCCAAGGUCGAGCCGACAGGUCAGCCGAGUCGGAGGAGGCGCCUGCCAUUCGGUCUGGAUUUGGACAGCGAUGAUGACCUGGAAUUUGCCAGGUUUGGACAGCGAUGAUGACCUGCCAUCCGAUCUGGCUUUGGACAGUGAUGACGAAUUACCUGGUAUAGGCCGACUUUGGACAGUGAUGAUGAAUUACCUAAUCCAUGUAUAGGCUACAGGACAUAUCUACACUUGACACUUGCUUGGGUCGACUUAUCUGAAUUGCAUAUGCAGUUCUCCAAAAAAAUGGAAGUGAUUCUGUUUUGUGUGUUUUGCGCACACCGUGUACAUGCAUGCUCACGCUGCUAAGUAUCAUGCAGACAUGGGCACGUUGUGUUGUCGAUUGCCCGGAGAAGUCAAGUAGCUGUAUCAAAUCCAACCCUCUCUCGCGCUACGAUUCCUCUUCAUCUGUGUGUGUGAGCGUGCUUCGCUUUAAAUAUCUUGCGUUCGCCCAAAAAAAUGGAACCGAUUAUUUCGGGCGUUGUGCACGUGCCUUGUGCACGCUCACUAUGCCAACUAUCAUAAUACAGACAUUGGCACGCCGUGUCGUCAAUUACCGUGAACCCUUUAACCUCUACAGGGCUAUGCCAGUCAGCCACUGGACGAAAUUCUAAAAACAUGGCGAAUGGCCAGCUCCACGACAUUUUUUAACAAGUCUAACCAACUCGUGCUACGAUUCCUCUUCGUCUGUGUGCGCUUCGUUUGCACGUAUCUCUCUUUCUUUCUCUCUUUCCUUCUUUCAUGCUGGCCGGAAUGGCACGCUUCUGGCAUGCUGUCAAUGGAGAGCAUGUGACACGCUGUAUAUGUAUACGUAGGAAUAUUUGUUCCUUUUUCAGAAUCUGUUUCCACUGCUGAGUGCCAGCAGUGUCGAAUCCAAACGCUACCCGCCGUGACAAUUGCAGUGUUUUGUUUUGCUUUUUGGCUAGCGUAUCAGUCCCAGCUGUUGUGCUGUCGUGCUGUUGUUGUUUUUUUUAAUGUGGAGCUCGAAAUCACUUUGCUCACUUGUCUUUCUGCUGGUCUUAAAAAUGCGACAGUUCAACCUUUAUCGCCGGGAACCCUCCUGGCUACCACAAUGCUCGUGGAUUUGCUUGUACAGUGGCGUUAUGCGCUGUAGUUAUAGUAGCCCGUAGAAAUUGCUCCUACUUCCCACUUCUUGGAUUGUAUUUUGAAAUUGCUUAUCGGCUCGCUGGGUCUAUCUCCACCUCUGAGAUACCAUUACUGGCGUCAACGCGCAGUUACUAUUAGUACAAGUACUCAUGUAGUCUGUUUCUUGCGCUGCUGCUGUUGUUUCAGAGCCCCGCGUUGCGAUAAUUAUAAAAUCAUUGCCUGGUGCACACCGCUUUCAUGGUUACAACGACCCCUGAAACUGCUGAAUCCAAACGCUUCCAUCCCGCCAAGGUUUCAACGUAGUCUGUUUCUUGCGCUGCUGCUGUUUCGGAGCCCCGUGUUGCGAUAACAAUCAUUGAUUGGUGCAUACCGCUUUCAUGGUUACAACGACCCCUGAAACUGCUGAAUCCAAACGCUUUCUUCCCGCUACCGUUUCGAUGUUUCUUUUUGGACCCGUCCGGAUUUUUCUGCUGCAUGACUGUGCUUGUUCUUGGCUGCACUGUCUAUGAAUAAUCGAGAGUGUUGCAGUCGAGUAAACCCACUUGUUGGCUGUAUGCACCUAAGAUGCCCGUCACCUUUUUUGCGGGGCAAGUUACCCUUUUACUUGGCAGGUCGCCAGGUACAACCCGUUUAUAUAGUGCAUUUAUGAAUAUGACCUCACAAAGUUCAUGACCUUUUA
Sycon ciliatum is the source of this 4556-nucleotide messenger RNA. Its product is annotated as serine-rich adhesin for platelets-like. The record is from RefSeq and is a predicted model, not a curated record. The coding region runs from base 392 to 2845 and encodes 817 amino acids. The transcript has 6 exons. Lineage: Eukaryota; Metazoa; Porifera; Calcarea; Leucosolenida; Sycettidae.